Molecule: messenger RNA, 3495 nt
Organism: Poecilia reticulata (guppy)
Lineage: Eukaryota; Metazoa; Chordata; Actinopteri; Cyprinodontiformes; Poeciliidae
Gene: bcl2l11
Product: BCL2 like 11
Source: RefSeq, a predicted model, not a curated record
AAUCAAAGUUACUGACAGGGAUAACAGAGGAACCAAAACAAAGGAAGUAAAGUACAUGAGAGGAGAAUCCAGUCCAGAAUAUUGGGAGAAAUAUUAAAAAUAUUAUUUUGUCUCCAUCAAUUAAAACUCUAAUAAGCAUCUAACACUUUUUUUUAUCACCUCAACUGCCUCCUGUAUCACUAAAACUAAUGUUGCUCAGGAAUCAAACAGUGAAGACAGAAACAAGAGAUACUAUCAGAAACAUUUUCCCACACUCUGAGACACAGACUGGUAUUGAUCACAUGUAAAUGUUAUUGAUGGCCUCACUCUCGUCCGUCUGUAUUGAUCCGGCUCCUUUCUUUGUCCUUACGCCUUCCAGCUGUCGGAGUUCUGUGGACCGGAUCCUCUUGUUGCUGUCAGCGAGACGGCGUUCUGCAUCAGCAUCACUGAAUCAGUGAGCACUGUGAUUUGCUUGUGCGACUCGUGUUUUUGCAUGUCGCUUUUGCAAUUCACAGCGUUCACUUGCUUAAAGCAAAAUGCGUGGUGAUUUUCUACACCUGAGCACCUGUGAACGACUUACUUUGAUUCAUAAUACUUGUUACACUGCUUAACACCCAUUUGUUUGCCUAUACUGGAUGCCAAAUUAGAUCAAACGAGAAAUAAAUGUGUGCCGUGUUGAUUUACUGCAAGACUAAAACCUCUUUUUUGAUCAUGUGAAAUGAAAUUAACAGAAACAGUGUGUGCAUGAGAAAAAAACAUGCAACUUAACCGAUCUAUAACAAUUUGGCCAUAAGCUGGAGCCAAUGGAAGAUGGAUGCCCCGUGUUGGCCACUUCAGCUAACCUCCAGUCAAUUGGUGGACAUAAACCCAGGAUGCAACGGCACAAAAAAAAGACCCUGUGCAUAUUAUCCUAAUCGAGUAGGUCUGUAUUUCUUCAUAAAUUCCACUAUUGCUUUAUCAGCACUCUUUAUGCGAUUCAUAAGUGGAAACAUAUUGAAAUGCGUCUACUUUCAUUUCAGGAGUGGUUUUUACAUUUUCAGUCUUACUCAAAUCGCUUACUCGCCAAUGUCAAUAUGCAGCAGUGAAUGUGUUGAAGACAUUACACAUGAUUUUGACAUUUGGGUAAAUAUGCUAUCAGAUCACUUUGAGGUUGAUAUUUUUGCUAUGAAUAUUUGUAGAGUCAUUCUAAAGCGUGGCGUUAGCUUUAAGGUUAACUUUGGGCGGGGUAAUGGUCCUAAAACAUACAAGCAAUGAAAUGCUAUAGAAUGGCCCAGUCAAAUUCUAGAUCUUGAUCCAUGUGAGAAUAGGUGGCAACUGAUGAUCAAAGACACCUUUCGUCCAAUGUGACUGAGCUUUAGUUAUUUUUGAAAAGAACGAUGGUCAAAAAUGUGUCUUACUCUCUAGAUGUGCAAAGUUGGUAGAGACAUUCCCAGCUGUAACUGCAGCAAAAAGGUGAAUCUACAAAGAGCUGGCUUCAACAGAAAUGCACAUUUCUGAUUUUUAUUUGUACAAAAAGAUAUAAAAACAUGAACCACUUCACAAAAAAAAUAAAAUAAAAAUCUUUACAAUGAUCUAUUAGGCGAUCUUCAUUAAAGUUUGUGGUUGAAACGUGGCAUAAUGUGAAGGCUCUGUUUAAUACGGUGCUAUGUUCCAUCUCAGAAGUGAAUCUAACCAGAUUUUAUUCUUAAUUGAUAUGCCGUCCACUGACAUGACUCUUAUCUGUUAUUGACUGUUUUAAUACCAGCCACAAAAUCGUCUCCUCAUACUCAUGUUUAAACGGUUUAGCUGUGUGUUGUGCUAUGCGUUUUUGUGCACGUCCUGUGGCAUUGUGUGUUGUGCUAUGCGUUUUUGUGCACGUCCUGUGGCAUUUUUUUUUUUAUUUCCCUCCACUCUCUUCCAGAAACAGGUGUUUCGUUUGAAACGCCAGAGGGCGACGGUGAACCGCCUAUGAGCCCAGAAACUGCGUCACAAGACUGGGCGGAGCGGAGUGAUCUCAAUUUAUAUACAGGGGACAGAGCGUCUCUCAAUGUAGCUUGGCGGACAGCGAAGGAAACAUCUCAGCAACAAAGGGCAGGCUGGAGUUUGUUUACCUCACACGGUGGAGUUUCCACACGGACUAUUCAGCCACUUUUCAACCACUUUUCCCGACUGACUCUGGAAUAUACUCGCUUGUUGACGUCUUUCCCCUCCACUUUUUAUUUCUUUUUCGGGAUUUAUUGUCGCCACUUUGGACUAGUGGACCAACAUUAGAAGUCCCACAAACUGCUUUUCCACUGUUUUUGAAGUUAGGUCCAAUGUGUCAACGCAUGUCAGUCUUGUGACUGACAUGCACUCUUUAAGACCGCCAAAUCUGCUCGAUGGCUCGACCGAAGUAACGCCAGCAGAGGGGACCGGCGGAGACCCAGCAUCGUCAGCGCGAACACCACGUUCCUCGAAGCACACAGAGCGGAGCUGCGCGCCGCAGGCGGGCGCCUCCACAGCCGGGGGAGGAGGAGGAGGAGGAAGAGGGGAGCCGGACUCGGACUCGCCGCCGUGCACCGUGAGCCCGGCCAGUUUAGACGUCUUUCGAAGCAGGUCGAUAUUUCGCCCUCCCCGCCGCUCGUCCAGCGGAUACUUCUCCUUUGACUGCGACUCGCUGCCGAGCUCCCCGCUCUCUCCGCACCCAGUGACGGCUGACAAAACCACGCAGACCCCCAGCCCCACCGGCCAGGUGAUGAACCACGCCCUGCAGCGAAUGGCUGUGGAGCACGGUGGACUCGGGCUGCACGGGCACUCUCCCAACCACUAUAGCACUAUUAACGCGGCGCGGGAUAUGCAGUCAGAAACCUUUGGUCGUCAACUCCGUGCUAUUGGAGAUGACUACAACAACCACCUGAUGGUAAGGAGGAUGGCGAGAAGACACCAACGGAAUAUAGUCCCUCUAAACCUGAUGCCGCACAUCCAGCAAGAGCCUGUUGCCAUGCUUUGUGUCUGCCUUCUGCUCCUCCUGGUCGGACGAAUAAUGUACAUGCAAGGCAACACAAGCAGCCAUGACCACUCUCAGGUUUAGCCUUAGGAAAACCCAGCAGACGUAGCAUUCUUCUUGAGUAUGUUUUGAACAUAUAUCAAAUAUUGACUCAUAUAUAUGAUGUCAUAUACCUGUUCCUUCCCCCUAUGAACUCUUCUCUUUUAGGAAGGAACUCUAAAAUGUUUGAUUUUUCCUAAUGGCCUCAGAGUCGCCAUCAUUUUACCAAAGCGGCAAGAUUUGCACUCCGUUUCUUGAACAGAGUCAUUUGACCUGAAAAAUAUGCCUGUGGAAAUUCAAACGUGCCUUGUACAGUUUGUUGUUUACUUUAUUAAGAUUGAUUUAAGGUUUUUUUUGUUUGUUUUAUUUUAACUAUUGUACAGAGAUUAUGUGCUUCCUGAGCGAUCACGGUCUGUGACCCAGAUUUGUUCAAGUUUAUGGGUCUAAAAUUAUUUUCUUUUAUUUUCCACCUGUCAUGCAUUCAAAAUAUACGUGCAUUUACAUUGUCAUAA